This is a messenger RNA of Cotesia glomerata, 2625 nucleotides long. RefSeq names its product protein GDAP2 homolog (gene Gdap2). Bases 365 to 1891 code for a protein of 508 amino acids. The record is from RefSeq and is a predicted model, not a curated record. The transcript has 11 exons. NCBI's taxonomy places the organism in Eukaryota, Metazoa, Arthropoda, Insecta, Hymenoptera, Braconidae.
AACAGCGAGGAUGAAACAGCGUUAGCGCAUUUGUGUAAUACGUCGACGGCACGUCGACCUAGAAGUAGACUGGUAACUGGUUGGUUAUUAGAAAAAGAAAGAACGUUAAUAUUGUACUAGUUAGACCAAGAUAUAUGUAUAUAUAUACAAAGAUAAAGAGAGAGAAGAAAACAAAAAAGAAGGAUAUAUUUUAUAAAUCUGUGCCAAAGCGCGCAAGUGAGAAAAUAAUUAUUGGAGUAAACAAAGAAAAUUCGAUAGCUAAUGCUUUUGUGACGAGUGUUGGUGUGUCCGGAAGUCGAUUAUAUUCAUUGUUCAAUAUAACUCAUUUUUUCUCUUUGGUGUACAUUGUCAAAUUACUUGCUUGAUGAGGCUGAUGGAACCCCUGGGUAUCGCCCCCGAAACCGUAGAGAUACGUACAUUAACACGAUGGGCCCAAGUACCAGUUCAACAUCGUUAUACAGACUACUCAAAUUCAUUAGGAGAAGCUAAUCAUUUUACGGAUUGUCCUUUUCCGUCUCAAAAUUCAAUUAAUCGUAAGAUUGCAUUAUGGACUGGAGACAUAUCGGUGCUACAAGUUGAUGCGGUGGUGAAUCCUACCAAUGAAACUAUGAAUGACAAUAGUCCUACGUGCCAAAAAAUAUUUUCCCGAGCUGGUCCAGCGCUUAAUAUCGAAAUUGACAAUGACAUCAAAGAAUGUAAAACAGGUGAAGUACGAGUAACUCAAGCCCAUAAUUUACCUGCUCGUUUUAUUAUUCAUACAGUCGGGCCAAUUUACAAUGUCAAAUAUCAAACAGCAGCUCAAAAUACUUUACAUUGUUGUUAUAGGAAUGUUCUACAAAAAGCCAGAGAAAUGGGAUUGCGUACUGUUGCAUUACCUGUAAUUAAUUCAGUUCAUCGUAAUUAUCCACCAGAUGCUGGAGCGCAUGUUGCACUUCGUACGAUACGCCGUUUUCUAGAGCAGUAUAAUGAUUCAUUUGUCUGCAUUGUUCUCGUUCUUGAGCCCUGUGAUCUGGGUAUUUAUCAAAUUCUUCUGCCACUUUACUUUCCACGAAAUUACGAAGAACAAGAAAACGCAUGUUGGCAAUUACCAAGUGAUAUCGGAGGUCCUGAUGGUGAACCACUUUUGCCUGAUCGACAAAUUCGUAUCAUAGACAAUCCUCAGCAUACACUCCACAGCGAUGAAACGAUUGAAUUGUCAAGUCAGCUCGAUACCUCAUUGAAUCUUGGUGAGCAUGCAUUUACUCAGAUGCAAGGAGACUUAGAUAGACAAAGGCUGCUUGGGGAACGACCACUUACUGAUCCUAUUGCUGAUAUCAUGAUCAAGCAGAUGCAGCAAAAAGAAAGGUAUGAAAGAUUACUAAGACGAGCCAAAAUGGAAGAUUUGACUGAAGUUUCAGGAAUUGGUUGUCUUUAUCAAAGUGGUGUUGAUCGACAAGGAAGGCCAGUUGUCGUUUUUGUUGGUAAAUGGUUUCCAGCAACUAAAAUAAAUCUAGAUAAGGCCUUACUAUAUCUGAUUCAACUACUAGAUCCCAUUGUCAAAGGUGACUACGUCAUAGCCUACUUUCAUACACUUACCACCAAUAACAAUUACCCCAGUUUUCGAUGGUUACGUGAAGUAUACGACGUACUUCCUUACAAAUACAAAAAAAACCUUAAGCAUUUCUACAUCAUUCAUCCAACUUUUUGGACCAAGAUGAUGACUUGGUGGUUUACUACAUUUAUGGCACCAGCAAUAAAACAAAAAGUUCAUAACUUACCUGGUGUUGAAUAUCUAUACGAGGUAAUGCCUCCAGAUCAAUUGGAAAUACCAGCUUACAUUACGGAAUACGAUAUGACGAUCAAUGGAAUAAGAUAUUAUCAGCCCAUUCAAUCACCAGAUUCAUUAACGUAAUUACAAGAUCUAUGUGUGCAUUUUUUACUCUAUUACAUAAAGUAAAAAGACAAAAAAAAUUAUUUUGGCAAUUGUUUAUCGCCUUUGCACACGCUAGCCUUACCCCCAGAUAUUUGUACUGGGAAUCCUAUGCCCAAUUGAUGAAAAAAUAACGAUCGUAAAAAAAAGAGUAUGAGCUCAAAACAGUAGAUUUAAAAAAAAAAAUAUAACUUAAAAUAAAAGAACAAAAAAAUUAUUUACCAUGUUGAAUAUAAUAGAUUAUCGAAGACCGAAAGCAGUUACUUUUAAGAAAAAAAAGUAUGAAAUUUUUCAUCUGUAAGAUGAAAAUAUUAGACAACUGUAGGAAAAAAAAACGAAAUAACUGCCAAAGUAACAUCAGAAAUCAGUAUUUAUAUAGCAUCGUGCGAAACCUUGUAUUUCUUUUGAAUUAUUAUAAUUAGAAAGAAUUCCAAAAAAAUUCAUUAAAAUAUAAGUCCGCAAUGAAAAUUAGAUUCGAAAUUAGUGAACGUGCAUAAUAAUCUGUCUCUGAAUCUUUGAUGCGAUAAACUUUUUCAAGAUUGUCGAGAAAGUUUAUGUAUAUAUUAGGAUGGUCCUUGUUUGAUUGAUUUUUUGAUCUUUUUUACGCUCUAACAAUAUCUUAAGAAUAUCUCUGUAUUUAUGUUGGACAUCGAGGUAAUUAUUAUCUAAACGCGUGAAAUGGAAGAAAAGAAUGAUCAAAUUUUUGAGAUUCACAA